Molecule: messenger RNA, 342 nt
Organism: Haemonchus placei
Lineage: Eukaryota; Metazoa; Nematoda; Chromadorea; Rhabditida; Trichostrongylidae
Source: the annotation of a GenBank genome assembly
AUGGUUGAUCCAGCUGUUCUCAAAAAGAUCAAAAUCCAAACGGGUGUAGUGAAGAGACUUGUAAAGGAACAUGCAAGUUAUAUCAAAGAAGUGGAGAAGGAGACGCAGAAAAUUGAAAAGAUGAAGUCUGAGGCUCAAAAUGAGGACGAUGAGUAUGCUGUUAAGAAGGCUGGUCAAGUGCUGCAGGAAACUCGUGGGAUGAUUAGCGAUACCGCUCGACGAUGUGCAACAGCUGCAUCCGAGUUACAGAAGCUCAUUGACGAAGCCUCUUUGGAAGACUGCCAAGAACUGACUGAAGCCAAAGCUCAGAUUGAAGCCGCAUCCGCUGUAAAAGUUUUGUAA